UUUGCAAAAUCCAUUGAUGCUUACAUAAUAUGUCAUAACUGCAAUCCCCAGAUUUAAAACUGUUUUGCAGAUUCAUAUACACUGCAGUGAACAUAAAUCCUUGUUUUGGGAUUGGGUCCAAACCGAGGUCCAUUUCCACUGAUAAGGUCAUGUCUCGGGGUUGGCCAUUUUUAAGCUCAUAAUCCGUCUCUAAUCAGAAAUAUUCAAUGUCCACAGCUCAUAUGAAAUGUACUGAAAUCACUGGCUUGUUGGUCUUUGCAGUUGCAGGGAACAGUCUUAUCAAUUUCUACAAAAUGAAUGGUGUGCUACUGCUGCUGGUCAUCCUGGGAGACUCCACAAUGGGGUUUAAAUUGUGUCCCAGCCAUUGUCUGUGUUACGAGUUGUCGGAUUUGGUGGAUUGUAAGUCGCGGGGGCUGACCAUUGUCCCUCCUGGAAUACCGCACGGGACAUGGCUCCUGGAUCUGAGCGGGAACAAGAUGACCCAAGUGCGCAACCGCUCCUUCAGAGGACUGUGGUCGCUCAAAAUCCUGCUCAUUUCUAAUAACAGCAUCCACAGUCUACAACCACAGUCCCUGUCAUCUCUGGAGUUCCUGGAGCGGUUAGACUUGAGUUACAACCGUCUCAAAAGACUUCCUCCAGACUUUUCUCACAAACUACUUUCGCUCAAAGAACUCCGUCUUGACCACAACUUCCUGCGCCUCCUGGACCCCACCUCUCUGCAAGACCUGGAAAACCUACGCAAACUGGACCUGAGUUACAACCAGAUUAUAUCUUUGGAUGUCCAAUUGUUCCACAGCCUAUCCCAUCUCAACUAUCUCAGCUUGGAAGGAAAUAAACUUAACACUCUUAUAGAUGAUUUGUUGAGUCGCCAGCAGAACCUCCAAAUCCUACAUCUUGGCCACAAUAACAUAACAGUAAUAGAGAAUCAAGCAUUUACCCCAUUGAGAAGUCUAACCUUGCUUAGUUUACAUGGCAACCAACUAGUUCACAUUCGUUUUAAGACAUUUUUAGAGCUGCAAACUACUAACACGCACUUACAACUGGCCUCAAAUCCCUGGACGUGCGAUUGUGAGCUGCAGAGAGUUUUUGGCAAGAUCCAGCACGUGAAGCAUUUGCACGUUGUAGAUUAUAAAGACAUAAUCUGCCGCGCGCCCCCUCAGUUGGCAGGGAGUUUACUAGCCUCUAUGGACAGCCAAUUGUGCAUGGCAGAAACUGUGUCCGUUUUGGUUAUUACUAUUACAGUCCUCCUGGCUGUUAUUGGCGCACUGGUGAAAGCUGAACGCAAUCAGAAGAACAAGCAAAGCCAGAAUGAAGCAGACGAAGAUAAACAUAAUAAGUGA
Periophthalmus magnuspinnatus is the source of this 1340-nucleotide messenger RNA. Its product is annotated as slit homolog 2 protein. Gene Ontology annotation, cellular component: extracellular matrix. The coding region runs from base 207 to 1340 and encodes 377 amino acids. Lineage: Eukaryota; Metazoa; Chordata; Actinopteri; Gobiiformes; Gobiidae. Gene Ontology annotation, molecular function: protein binding. The transcript has 2 exons. The record is from RefSeq and is a predicted model, not a curated record.